Coffea eugenioides is the source of this 1559-nucleotide messenger RNA. RefSeq names its product AMSH-like ubiquitin thioesterase 2. The record is from RefSeq and is a predicted model, not a curated record. Lineage: Eukaryota; Viridiplantae; Streptophyta; Magnoliopsida; Gentianales; Rubiaceae. Bases 413 to 1132 code for a protein of 239 amino acids. Gene Ontology annotation, cellular component: membrane; endosome. Gene Ontology annotation, molecular function: metal-dependent deubiquitinase activity; protein binding; K63-linked deubiquitinase activity. Gene Ontology annotation, biological process: protein K63-linked deubiquitination. The transcript has 8 exons.
UUGAAAGGCAAGACUAGACAGUAGGCACUUUUACUGCUGGAUCCUCUAAAAUUAGGUGCCCGAGGUGGGUAUUAAAAACUUGAUCUUUAUAGACGUGGAUAAUCACGAAGUGGGCACAUUUGAUUGAUGUAAAGCAAUGAGAAAGUGUAAGAACCAGCUUAGGUUGAUAUGCUAGUUGUUAUCAGCAGCUUAAACCGUGAGUUUCUUUACAGAUGUUAUGGCAAUGAUUUUGCUGUCUAAGCUGAGAUUACCGAACUGCAGUCAGAAAGCUACUGUCUUGAUAGUGCUUCCUAUAGUAAAGUUCGCUAUUUGUUGCUCAGUUCUGAUUGCCAAUCGGUUUUCAAUAGGUAUCUUCGGCAAAAUUUGGCACUGGUAGCAUCUGGUUUCAGCUGACUGUGUCCCUGAUAUUUUCAUGGCUGCUGGAGUUUUUUGCCAGAUUGAUGUGCAUACCGUCACAAAAAAUUCUCCUUCCACUGGUGUUUCCUUUACACAUACUGUGCCUCAUGGGGCUGAAAUCUCACGUUUCGGUGGUAGUCCUGCUUCACUAGAUGGUUAUCCGGAAUCUUCAAUCAACAAGCCAGCAGAUUGCAAUUCCCUUAAAGAUGUACACAUUUCAGCUAGGUUGCUGGAAGAUUUUCUUGACCUUGCGAUUGAGAACACCAAAAACAGUUUAGAGACCUGUGGAGUUCUUGGUGCCUGCCUUGAAGAGAGGAACAUUUAUGUGACCAAUUUGAUAGUGCCUAAACAAGAAUCCACACCCAACUCUUGUCAAGCGUUAAAUGAGGAGGAGAUAUUUGCCAUACAAAGUCAACAGUCCCUUGUUCCGAUUGGAUGGAUUCAUACGCAUCCUUCCCAAAGCUGCUUCAUGUCAUCAGUCGAUUUGCACACUCAAUAUUCAUAUCAGGUUAUGGUACCUGAGGCUGUUGGCAUUGUUCUGGCUCCAAAUGACGAGUCAAGGAAAUAUGGCGUAUUUAGACUGUCUGACCCUGUUGGGAUGAGCAUCCUGAAGGAGUGCAAAGAGAAGGGAUUUCAUUCUCAUGCACAACCAGCUGACGGAAGUUCCAUAUAUGAGAACUGUUCCAAUGUCUAUAUGAAUCCAAAUCUGAGAUUGGAAGUAUGUGAUUUACGAUGAGGCUGCCGUGACAUCUUGCCUUCUUUCGUCAUUCAUUCUAUGUUUUGUGGAGUAUUAAAAUACUCAAAAACAGACUACGGUGCAGGACAGGAUACAUAUGAUCAAACACUAAAAAGAAAAGUGGUUACAUUCAGAAGGGCACAUUUCUCUGUGUGGUGUGUCUGUUUAAGAUGCCAGUGAACUUGAUUUGUGUGUAUAUUACAAUGCAGCUGAAGAUUUCAGAAAGUUUCUGAGGAAUGGAACUUUUUAUCGUGGUGUAACAUGUGUUUGUCUUCCCUUGAUACUAGGUUUUUUUUUUGUCUUCCCCCUCGUCACUUGAUUUGAUGUUUCUGGCCUCUUAUGCCGUAGGACCAAGAAUUUGUGCCUCGGUGAUACUGUAGCCAUGAUCUAGUUUUUUCAAUAUAACUCAAGUUGUAUUAGCAAUUUA